ACAAGGUUACUUCUCUUGUACUGCACAGCAUCGAGCCCAAAACAGAAGCUUGGUGUUUUUAUCUGAGCUGCAGGCCAUCCUGGAUUUAGUCUGCCUGGUAGCACAUCCUGUUACGACCACAGACACAGUUUUCUUGUCAGCAUUCCUCUACCCGAGCUCGGUAGCAUAGCAGCACUACGCGACAUCACUUGUCUUCAUCUCGUCAACAACACCAACCUAUCGCGCCUGCCGCCAAUCAUCACGGCUUCAAGUCGGACCCUAUUUCAAUAUGAUGGAAUACGCCCAAUACCAGCCGGCGCAAAACAGCCAUUCUAAUCCACAUAUGCAAACGGCCUACUCCAGCUCUGCAGGUGGAAACAGCAUCACGUCCCCAUCGAGCCAGCAUCUACCCCAAACAUCGCCAAUUCUCCAGACCCAGCAGCAUCAGCCCUCGCCGACUCAAGGUCACAGCAUGUACCAAACUCAGUACGGCGUGCCCCAGCAGAACAUGCACUAUGGCAUGCCCCUACAGGCUGCAGCUCUGGCUGCCACCGCGGCUGCGUCAGGAACCAACUACCCGAACCCAUACAUGGCAGCGGAUCCGAACUUGCAGCAGUCGCCUAGAAUGUCUGGUGUGAACUCUAAGAAGGACGCCAGAGCAGGACCCCGAUCUCCGCAGCAAAUGAACAGCAUACCUCCAGGACAGCGCCGUCUCAGCCAGGUUGCCAGCCCCGGUGUGCCUAAUGCGCAAGCGAUGCUCAGCCACGCCUCUAGGUCUGCCGUUCCGCCACCGAUGACGGCCGCACAGCAAAUGCCUCCCCCUCAGUCCCCAGAAAUGGCUUCCGGAGCCGUGGAAGAGUCUCCUUUGUAUGUCAACGCCAAGCAGUUCCACCGGAUCCUGAAGCGCCGAGUAGCUAGGCAAAAGCUUGAGGAGCAAUUGCGGUUGACGAAUAAGGGACGCAAGCCGUAUCUCCACGAGUCGAGACACAAUCAUGCCAUGCGACGCCCUCGUGGUCCUGGUGGCCGUUUUCUGACGGCCGACGAGGUUGCGCAGAUGGAGCGGGACAAGACCAACGGGGACGUGAAGCAAGAUGGCUCGGAGCAGUCCUCGGUAACAGCGGGAUCGAAAUCGACUGGAGGAACCAAGAGGAAAGCCGAAAGUAAUUCGGGCGGCCCGAACAAGAAGGCGAAGGCCGCUCCCGAAAGUCCAGAGGACGAUGACGCUUCGGACUGAUGCGGUAGCGUGUACUCGGGAAAAGGAGGGACAAUUUAUCGAAUUCUAUACCCAAGUCCAGCUCUCGCUCGAGAGUCGGAUCUCAUGACGUAAUGACACACGGCCAUACUUUUAUUAUCGUCCAUACUCUUAUGUUUUCGUCGCCUGGGCGCAUGAGCAGCAUCGAACGAACGGUUGGCGAGGAGUUCGGGGUGGGCGAUAUUAGGUGGUGGUGAUGGUCGUGGUGUUUGGCUACGAAGGGAAGCUACUCGUCUCCUAGGCUAUACA
Messenger RNA from Neurospora tetraspora, 1480 nucleotides. Its product is annotated as CCAAT-binding transcription factor (CBF-B/NF-YA) subunit B-domain-containing protein. The transcript has 2 exons. The record is from RefSeq and is a predicted model, not a curated record. Lineage: Eukaryota; Fungi; Ascomycota; Sordariomycetes; Sordariales; Sordariaceae. Gene Ontology annotation, cellular component: CCAAT-binding factor complex. Gene Ontology annotation, molecular function: DNA-binding transcription factor activity, RNA polymerase II-specific. Bases 269 to 1213 code for a protein of 314 amino acids. Gene Ontology annotation, biological process: regulation of transcription by RNA polymerase II.